Arctia plantaginis is the source of this 765-nucleotide messenger RNA. The record is from the annotation of a GenBank genome assembly. Lineage: Eukaryota; Metazoa; Arthropoda; Insecta; Lepidoptera; Erebidae.
AUGUUCAUUGAUUAUCGUGCACGAAAAUUGAUUAUCACACUUUAUAAGCCGCUGUCAUUCAAGAAAUUCAUUGCAGUGAAAGUAAAUUGCUCAGAAUUUCAUUUCUGGCCCUUUACUGAGAAGCAGCUUGUUAAAGACAUUGGACUCCAACAUAUGUUCACGAUGCUGAUCCCGACAAUUUCCUUUGCAUUACUUAUUUGUUUAAUCGAAAUACCAAAUAUAGUGAGAGCAGGUGAACAUAACUCACAAAUUAAUGACUCGGCCGUGUCUCAUAAUUGGCUAGUAACCCGGGAUAUGUGGUUAGCAAGAGAGCACAAUAAUACGGAGAAAAUUGAUGUACCUUUGCCACUCGUAGUCAUACAGCACACAGUGUCAGCACAAUGCAACAGUUUUUUUCAAUGCGCUGCUCAAUUGAGAAGCCUGCAGUCUUAUUUCCUUAAUACCUUUAAUAAUGAUAUACCGUACAACUUCAUAAUCGGUAACGAUGGAAAAGUGUACGAAGGACGUGGAUGGAAUAAGGUUGGAGGGCAUACACUGGGUUACAAUCAUUGUUCAUUGGGCCUGGGAUUUGUCGGUGAUUACAGAGAGAACGUGAAAGGUUCUGCAAAAGUAACCGCCCUUCAAGAAGCAAGAGCCCAAAUGUUGUUUUUAGAGGGUAUAAGAUUGGGACACCUUCGCCCUAAUUUCCAUGUACUUGGAGCGAUGGAUUUAAUGUAUACACUAAGCCCUGAGACAAGACUAUCAAUAGCAGUUUACCAAGGUUGA